Caenorhabditis angaria is the source of this 687-nucleotide messenger RNA. The record is from the annotation of a GenBank genome assembly. NCBI's taxonomy places the organism in Eukaryota, Metazoa, Nematoda, Chromadorea, Rhabditida, Rhabditidae.
AUGUAUCUUCUCCCGCUAGUUGUGAUUUUGGCGCUGACAAAACUUCCAGUGAAAAUUGGAGCUUUUGAGAAUAAUGUGGAUCUUCGAACGAUGGAAAUGAUCAAAAAUCAUCCGUCGCAUUUAUUGACAGUUUUGAUUGGAGAAUGUAAGAAGAAUCCGAAUAGUUGUCCGAUGGUGAGUCUAGUUCGAAAAUCUCAUGGGUACCACGCGCUCCACCGAAAUAAACACGCAACGCAGACCGCGCCGCGCCACAACACACAAAAAAGGAGGGAAUUUGAAUGGUUUCCUUUUUUGUGUGUGUUGUGGCGCGGCGCGGUCUGCGUUGCGUGUUUAUUUCGGUGGAGCGCGUGGUACCGAUGAGAAAUUCGAAAUUACUCACAGAAAGUCUGGAUUUUUCAGAGCAUCGAAUCAAUGGCUCAUUAUAUUUUGAAUACCAUCGAAGUUCUAAUAAAUUUCGAUAUGGAAAGUGAUGAAGAAUCAAUUCGUGAAAUCGAAAAAUUCGCAGACACACUUUCAAAAUGCAAAGAUGCUGAAUGUUUGAUGAAUUUCGAAAUCGAGCAAGGAAUUAAAAUUGAGAAAAUUAUGCGAGAAGUCUCGAAGAUUCUUGCAGAUUUUCCAGAAGAAGAAAGAUCAGCGUGGCAACAUUCGAUUCUCAAACCACCACAUUUUUAUAAUCGAGAUUUGUGA